Molecule: messenger RNA, 4157 nt
Organism: Enhydra lutris kenyoni (northern sea otter)
Lineage: Eukaryota; Metazoa; Chordata; Mammalia; Carnivora; Mustelidae
Gene: CNTNAP2
Product: contactin associated protein like 2
Exons: 24
Coding region: 43-3990 (1315 amino acids)
Source: RefSeq, a predicted model, not a curated record
GCGGCUCCGCGAGCGGGCUGCGGGGCAGCGCUGUCGCUCUGGAUGCUCAGCAGCCUCCUCUGCAGAGCCUGGACGGCCCCGGCCGCGUCCCAAAAAUGUGAUGAACCGCUUGUGUCUGGGCUCUCCCAUGGAGCUUUCAGCAGCUCAUCGUCCAUGUCUGGGAGCUAUUCUCCGGGCUACGCCAAGAUCAACAAGCGAGGGGGUGCUGGGGGAUGGUCUCCAUCUGACAGUGACCAUUAUCAAUGGCUUCAGGUUGACUUUGGCAAUCGGAAGCAGAUCAGUGCCAUUGCAACCCAAGGAAGAUACAGCAGCUCAGACUGGGUGACCCAGUACCGCAUGCUGUACAGUGACACUGGGAGAAACUGGAAGCCCUGUCAUCAGGAUGGGAACAUCUGGGCAUUUCCUGGGAACAUCAACUCUGAUAGUGUGGUUCGUCAUGAUUUACAGCAUCCAGUGAUCGCCCGCUAUGUGCGCAUCGUGCCCCUGGACUGGAAUGGAGAAGGCCGCAUUGGGCUCAGAAUUGAGGUCUAUGGCUGUUCUUACUGGGCCGAUGUUAUCAACUUUGAUGGCCACGUUGUGUUGCCAUAUAGAUUCAGAAACAAGAAGAUGAAGACCCUGAAGGAUGUCAUUGCUUUGAAAUUUAAAACCUCUGAAAGUGAAGGGGUGAUCUUGCAUGGGGAAGGACAGCAAGGGGAUUACAUUACCCUGGAACUGAAAAAAGCCAAGCUGGUCUUCAACUUAAACCUAGGAAGCAAUCAGCUCGGCCCCAUCUACGGCCACACGUCCGUGACGACUGGAAGUCUGCUGGAUGAUCACCACUGGCACUCCGUGGUCAUUGAGCGCCAGGGCCGGAGCAUUAACCUCACCCUGGACAGGGGCGUGCAGCACUUCCGCACCAACGGAGAGUUCGACUACCUGGACCUGGACUACGAGAUAACCUUUGGAGGCAUACCUUUCUCUGGGAAGCCAAGUUCCAGCGGUAGAAAGAACUUCAAAGGCUGCAUGGAAAGCAUUAAUUACAAUGGUAUCAACAUAACUGAUCUCGCGAGAAGGAAGAAACUAGAGCCCUCAAAUGUGGGAAAUUUGAGUUUCUCGUGUGUGGAGCCCUACACAGUGCCUGUCUUUUUCAAUGCUACCAGUUACCUGGAGGUGCCAGGACGGCCUAACCAGGACCUGUUUUCAGUCAGUUUCCAGUUCAGGACUUGGAACCCAAAUGGUCUCCUGCUUUUCAGUCAGUUUGCAGAUAAUUUGGGCAAUGUGGAGAUUGACCUCACGGAAAGCAAAGUUGGUGUUCACAUCAAUGUCACGCAGACGAAGAUGAGCCAAAUAGAUAUCUCCUCAGGUUCUGGAUUGAAUGACGGACAGUGGCAUGAAGUUCGUUUCCUAGCUAAGGAAAAUUUUGCCAUUCUCACCAUCGAUGGGGAUGAGGCUUCAGCUGUUCGAACUAACAGUCCUCUUCAAGUUAAAACUGGCGAGAAGUACUUUUUUGGAGGUUUUCUGAACCAGAUGAAUAACUCCAGUCACUCUGUCCUUCAGCCUUCAUUCCAAGGGUGCAUGCAGCUCAUCCAAGUGGAUGACCAACUGGUGAAUUUAUAUGAAGUGGCACAGAGGAGGCCGGGGAGUUUUGCGAACGUCAGCAUCGACAUGUGCGCCAUUAUAGACAGAUGUGUGCCCAAUCACUGUGAGCAUGGCGGGAAGUGUUCGCAAACAUGGCACAGCUUCCAGUGCGCUUGUGAGGAGACAGGAUACAGUGGGGCCACCUGCCACAACUCGAUCUAUGAGCCUUCCUGUGAAGCCUACAAACACCUGGGCCAGACGUCCAAUUACUACUGGAUAGAUCCUGAUGGCAGUGGACCUCUGGGGCCUCUGAAAGUCUACUGCAACAUGACAGAGGACAAAGUGUGGACCAUAGUGUCUCACAACUUGCAGAUGCAGACCACCGUGGUGGGCUACAGCCCAGAGAAGUACUCGGUGACACAGCUCGUGUACAGCGCCUCCAUGGACCAGAUCAGCGCCGUCACCAGCAGCGCCGAGCAUUGCGAGCAGUACGUCUCCUAUUUCUGCAAGAUGUCGAGGUUGUUGAACACCCCAGAUGGCAGCCCUUACACCUGGUGGGUUGGCAAAGCCAAUGAGAAGCACUACUACUGGGGCGGCUCCGGGCCUGGCAUUCAGAAGUGCGCCUGCGGCAUCGAGCGGAACUGCACAGACCCCAGAUACUACUGUAACUGUGAUGCGGAUUAUAAGCAGUGGAGGAAGGACGCUGGCUUCUUAUCCUACAAAGACCACCUGCCGGUAAGCCAGGUGGUAGUUGGAGAUACCGACCGGCAAGGCUCAGAAGCCAAACUGAGCGUGGGCCCCCUGCGUUGUCAAGGAGACAGGAAUUACUGGAAUGCUGCUUCCUUCCCAAAUCCGUCAUCCUACCUGCACUUCUCUACUUUCCAAGGGGAAACUAGUGCCGACAUUUCUUUCUACUUCAAAACGUUAAUCCCCCGGGGAGUGUUUCUGGAAAAUCUGGGCAACACGGAUUUCAUCAAACUCGAGCUGAAAUCUGCCACCGAAGUGUCCUUUUCGUUUGAUGUUGGAAAUGGGCCGGUGGAGAUUGUGGUGCGGUCGCCCUCCCCUCUAAAUGACGACCAGUGGCACCGGGUCACCGCGGAGAGGAAUGUCAAGCAAGCCAGCUUACAGGUGGAUCGGCUGCCGCAGCAGAUCCGCAAGGCACCCACAGAAGGUCACACGCGCCUGGAGCUCUACAGCCAGCUCUUUGUUGGUGGUGCCGGGGGCCAGCAGGGCUUCCUCGGCUGCAUCCGCUCCCUGAGGAUGAACGGGGUGACGCUGGACCUGGAGGAAAGAGCGAAGGUCACGUCCGGCUUCAAAUCCGGCUGCUCGGGCCACUGCACCAGCUACGGGGCCAACUGCGAGAACGGAGGCAGGUGUCUAGAGAAAUACCACGGCUACUCCUGCGACUGCUCACACACGGCCUACGAUGGCACAUUUUGCAACAAGGAUGUUGGCGCAUUUUUUGAAGAGGGGAUGUGGCUACGGUAUAACUUCCAGACAUCGGGGGUCAGCAGCAAAGAAUCGGGCGUCAGGUCAGACAGCUCCCCUGAUCAGCAGAGUGCCCCUGCCGACCUGGCACAUGAGGGGAUCCGCUUCAGCUUCAGUACCUCCAAGGCACCCUGCAUUCUCCUCUACGUGAGCUCCUUCACGACAGACUUCCUGGCAGUGCUCAUCAAACCCGCCGGAAGCUUACAGAUUCGGUACAACCUGGGCGGCACCAGGGAGCCCUACAACAUUGAUGUAGAUCAUAGGAACAUGGCCAAUGGACAACCCCACAGCGUUAACAUCACCCGGCACGAGAGGACCAUAUUUCUCAAGCUCGAUCACUAUCCUUCUGUGAGUUACCAUCUGCCAAGCUCUGCUGACACACUGUUCAAUUCUCCGAAGUCGCUCUUUCUAGGAAAAGUUAUAGAAACAGGGAAGAUCGACCAAGAGAUUCACAAAUACAACACCCCGGGAUUCACUGGGUGCCUCUCCAGGGUCCAGUUCAACCAGAUUGCGCCUCUCAAGGCGGCCUUGAGGCAGACGAACGCCUCAGCCCACGUGCACAUCCAGGGCGAGCUGGUGGAGUCCAACUGCGGAGCCUCCCCGCUGACCCUCUCCCCCAUGUCGUCCGCCACCGACCCCUGGCACCUAGAUCACUUGGAUUCAGCUAGUGCUGAUUUUCCAUAUAAUCCAGGCCAAGGUCAAGCUAUAAGAAAUGGAGUCAACAGAAACUCGGCUAUCAUUGGAGGGGUCAUCGCUGUGGUGAUUUUCACCAUUCUCUGCACCUUGGUCUUCCUCAUUCGCUACAUGUUCCGCCACAAGGGCACCUACCACACCAAUGAAGCAAAGGGAGCAGAGUCCGCAGAGAGCGCCGACGCCGCCAUCAUGAACAACGACCCCAAUUUCACAGAGACCAUUGAUGAGAGCAAAAAGGAAUGGCUCAUCUGAGGGGUGGCUCUUUGGCUAUGGGAGAGGGAAGGGCGAGUUAUUAGGGAGGAGGGAAAGGGACAAAAGCACCCUACUUCAUACUCUUGAGCACAUCCUUAAAAUAUCAGCACAAGUUGGGGGAGGCAAGCAACAGAAAAUUCUGGAGACGGAUUGCCACAAAAAAAAAA